This is a messenger RNA of Didymodactylos carnosus, 282 nucleotides long. Lineage: Eukaryota; Metazoa; Rotifera; Eurotatoria; Philodinida; Philodinidae. The record is from the annotation of a GenBank genome assembly.
AUGUUAUCUGAAUACUCAUCAAAAUCGGCUCAAGCACCGUUUCAUACAUUUCCACUUGUAAGUGUUGUGCAACAGCAAGAAGCUUGGGCUGGGUUACAAAAUCUUAAUAAAGAAACAAUAUUGUACGUAGUUCUUGAACUUGAACCAUUAGUACCUGGCUGUUGUGAUGAGGCUGAGACAAACGAUAAUAGCAGUGAUGGUAGUGGAGCCAGUGAGGUUAUUGUAGCUUCUGCUAAAGGCCUGCUGACUUUGUUACUUGAAUUGCUGGUAACAGAAUCUUGA